This is a messenger RNA of Oncorhynchus nerka (sockeye salmon), 1194 nucleotides long. It is a transcript of the gene wdpcp, whose product is annotated as WD repeat containing planar cell polarity effector. Gene Ontology annotation, biological process: establishment of protein localization; cilium organization; nervous system development. The annotation marks the transcript as partial. Lineage: Eukaryota; Metazoa; Chordata; Actinopteri; Salmoniformes; Salmonidae. Gene Ontology annotation, cellular component: axonemal basal plate. The transcript is spliced from 7 exons. The record is from RefSeq and is a predicted model, not a curated record.
CUCCAGGUGCUCAGCUCCAUGUGUACUGAGGGUGACCUGUUGGAUCUCUGCUUCAGUCUCCUGCAGCCGUACCAGCUUCUGUCCGUGGAGCUGCCUGAAGGACCCCAAGGAUCCCACACCACCGGGACGUCCUGGGCAGAUGCCUGUGUGUACGAGUGCGCCCGCGGCCGCCUCCAACGUCUCUCGGCGACCCGUAUCCCCGUCUCCUCGCGCCCCGUCUCCUGCUGCCGCCACCCCUCCUCAACCACCCUGCUACUGGGCCUCAGCGACUCCUCUCUGGUCCUCUACGAUGAGAGGAGAGGGGUGUCGCUGCUCGCCCCCUGCCCCAUCCCGCCCGUCCUGGUGGCCUGGCACCCUGCAGGGGGGGUGGUGGUGGUGGGGGGGGGCCAGGGGGAACUGAUGGCUCUGGAUCUUGGCUUGGCUCCUCUAGGGUUGACCCUAGUGGGAGAGGACCCAUCCCCAGCCACCACCACUCUGAGGCUUGCCCAGCAUCUGCGCUGUCCUGGGGGGCUGGAGGGGCUGUGGUGGGCUGGGGGGACGGGGCUGGAGGGAGCUGAUACACUGAUGCUGGCCUUCCAUGGAGGACCACUGGCCGCACUGAGGUUCAGACUGGGUGCUCUGUCAGGGGGUCAGCUGGGUCCAGGAGAGCUGCUGCAACAGAGGUUACGCUGUGGCCAGGUGGACCAGGCUCUAGGAAUUCUGGGAGCCAUGGAGUGGAGCACUAUGGGAACGGAGUGUUACCGGGCACUGACUUCUGUCACAGACUACCUGCUGAGGCUAGAGCUGGACCAGACCAGAGAGGUCCAGUUGGAGGCAGCUCUGGGUGUGUUCUACGCUCCGCCCCGCCCCCUCUCUGACUCGGUGGUUCUAGAAUACAGAGGGCCAAUCAGCAAGUACGCCCGACGCUUCUUCCACCACCUACUCAGACACCAGCGCUUUGAGAAGGCCUUCCUGCUGGCGGUUGACAUUGGAGCUAGAGACCUGUUUAUGGAUCUCCAUUAUGUGGCGUGUGAUAAGGGAGAGGUGGUUCUGGCAGAAGUGGCCCGGAGGAAGGCUAAUGAAAUCCAUGCUGAAGAAGGAGUGACGACCACGUUGGGAAACCACGCAGAGCAGGACCGACCAACAGGAGCUGGCCACUGGAGGAGAGAAACACCGGGACCCUGAGCACUGAUCAGGCAUGACCAUGGAGACAAA